AUGUACUUCUCCAAGGCCACCAUCAUCGCCUUCGCGGCUCUCCUCUCCCAGGGUCUGGCCGCCGACUGCGCUACCGUCCGCUCCGACUGCCAGUCCAGCGGCGACCCCAACCAGGCCGAAUGCGCCAGCCUCGCAGCCCAGUGCUGCGACCAGGCCGACAACGCCUGCCGUGUCGGCCCUGACGCCAACAUGGCCACCUGCUCCGCCGAGAAGGCCUCCUGCUACGCGUCCGCGUCGCUCCCCGACCCCUACGCCACCAGCAAGCGCGACGAGACCAACUGCGCCACCGUCCGCGCCGGCUGCCAGUCCCAGCCCUCCCCCAACCAGGCCUACUGCGCCAGCCAGGCCGCCAAGUGCUGUGAGACCAAGGACAACGCCUGCCGCACUGGCGACCUGGCCAACAUGGCCACCUGCUCCGCGGCGAAGGCCCAGUGCUACGCCGAUGCCUCUCUGCCCGACCCUUACGCCACCGCCAGCAAGCGUGACGCCGACGGCGAGGAGUGCGCCGCUGUGCGAUCCGACUGCCAGUCUCAGCCCGACGCUAACCAGGCCGGCUGCGCCAGCCAGGCUGCCGAGUGCUGCACGAAGAAGGACAACGCUUGCCGCACCGCCCCUGAUGCCAACAUGGCCUCCUGCUCCGCCGCGAAGUCUUCUUGCUACGCUGCUGCUUCUCUGCCUGACCCCUACGCCAACUAA
Molecule: messenger RNA, 696 nt
Organism: Diaporthe amygdali
Lineage: Eukaryota; Fungi; Ascomycota; Sordariomycetes; Diaporthales; Diaporthaceae
Exons: 1
Coding region: 1-696 (231 amino acids)
Source: RefSeq, a predicted model, not a curated record